This is a messenger RNA of Fundulus heteroclitus (mummichog), 826 nucleotides long. It is a transcript of the gene tm2d1, whose product is annotated as TM2 domain containing 1. NCBI's taxonomy places the organism in Eukaryota, Metazoa, Chordata, Actinopteri, Cyprinodontiformes, Fundulidae. The record is from RefSeq and is a predicted model, not a curated record. The coding region runs from base 39 to 629 and encodes 196 amino acids. The transcript is spliced from 7 exons.
CUGAAGGCGCCACCGUAUCACGUGACGCUGCGGGCAUCAUGGCGGCCUCCCUCCGACGGCUGCUGUGUUUACGCUCCGCGCUGCUGCUGCUGCUCUUCCUCUGCGCGUCUCCGCUCACACGGACCGGGGCUGAAGACUCGGAGGACUGCGGAGACCUGAGGCUCGGACAAUAUCUCUGCAAAGACCCAAAGAUCAACGAAACCACGCAGGAACCGGAGAACUGCAGAGACGGGAAGGCGUCCGUGGAUUGUCUGCCUGCUCCCAACGUCACCUGCCGGCUCGCCAACGGCACCGAGGUCCGCUUCAGCGGAGAGGAGGUGGGCUUCAACAGAACCAUCGCCUGCAGGAAUGUAACCGGUUACUCGUACAAAGUGGCGGUGGCGCUGUCGCUGUUCCUGGGCUGGCUGGGAGCGGACCGCUUCUACCUGGGAUACCCGGCUCUAGGUCUGCUGAAGUUCUGCACGGUGGGGUUCUGCGGGAUCGGGACGCUGGUCGACUUCAUCCUGAUCGCCAUGCAGAUCGUGGGCCCGGCUGACGGGUCCAGCUACAUCGUGGAUUAUUACGGCGCCCGUCUGACCCGCCUGUCCAUCAACAACGAGACCUUCAGGAAGCCUCACCUGUCGCUCUGACCACACCUGGAUGGAGCGGUUCUCCGUCCACCCGCCUCAGAGCGCUGCAGAGACUCGGACCUCCUUCAGAAGACGACGCAGAACAUUCCUCUGGGUUCCUGCAGAACGGUUCUGGUUCCUGGUGAACCCAGCUGAGGUUCUGUUCACAUGUUCCUCCCUUUAAGUUAUAAAGUUUGAAAUAAAAGGUUUUGUGUUAA